Messenger RNA from Calliphora vicina (urban bluebottle blowfly), 907 nucleotides. RefSeq names its product GTP-binding protein Di-Ras2. The record is from RefSeq and is a predicted model, not a curated record. The transcript has 6 exons. Bases 57 to 848 code for a protein of 263 amino acids. NCBI's taxonomy places the organism in Eukaryota, Metazoa, Arthropoda, Insecta, Diptera, Calliphoridae. Gene Ontology annotation, molecular function: GTP binding; GTPase activity.
CUUUUGCAUAUAUGCACCUUUUGGUGUUGUUGUUGUUGUUUUUGUAAUAAACAAUAAUGGCAGAUUUGGAACGUAUAAGACUGGUGAUACUUGGGGGAGCUGGUGUGGGAAAAAGUUGUAUUGUCAAACGUUUCCUAUUUAAAACGUAUACAGAUAAAUAUCGUGCCACUGUUGAAGAUCUAUACAAUCGUGAAUACGAUUUGGGUGGUGUUACACUGAAGGUGGACAUAUUAGAUACAUCAGGUGAUAUGCAAUUUCCUGCCAUGCGUCGUUUAUCAAUUGCCACAGCACAUGCAUUUAUGCUCGUUUAUGCCACAACAUCCGGCGCCAGUUUUCAAUGUGUUAAACAAUGUUUCGAAGAAAUACGAGAACAAAGAGCUGAUUUUCAAGACAUACCCAUGGUAAUCGCUGGCAAUAAAUCGGACCUGGCCAAAACACACAGAGAGGUCAAAUUGGAAGAGGUAACAGAUUGGGUUUAUUGUGAAUUGCCUCGUUUAAGAGCUAAAGUCUUAGAAUGCUCCGCCAAGGAGGACAGCAAUGUCACAGAACUAUUUAAAACCAUGUUAUCAUUGUCUCGUUUCUUGCCAGUGGGUAGCAGUAAUGAAGGUACCAGUGGUCUCAAAAGACGCUCAUCGGCUUAUGUUAGUGCAUCAUCAAGUAGAAAUAAAAACCGUAAUGCCAGUCCAUCCAUUUCAAGUGAUAAGAAAUCCAGCCUAGUUGAUGCUGUCGAUCCAGCCUCUAGUAGUGAUGCUAAACUAAAACCCAGAUCAAGAUCUCUGAUAAGGCGAGCAUCACGCAAAACAAAACAACAAAUUAACAAUGCUUCCGAGGAUUGCAAUUUGCAGUAAACAUUAAAACAAACAAAAAAAACCCAACAACAAUUUAUUAUUAUUAAAACGUUAUUUUA